Messenger RNA from Camelus dromedarius (Arabian camel), 4190 nucleotides. RefSeq names its product myotubularin related protein 1 (gene MTMR1). The record is from RefSeq and is a predicted model, not a curated record. Gene Ontology annotation, biological process: phosphatidylinositol dephosphorylation. Lineage: Eukaryota; Metazoa; Chordata; Mammalia; Artiodactyla; Camelidae. Gene Ontology annotation, molecular function: phosphatidylinositol-3,5-bisphosphate 3-phosphatase activity; phosphatidylinositol-3-phosphate phosphatase activity. The transcript has 15 exons. The coding region runs from base 132 to 2138 and encodes 668 amino acids. Gene Ontology annotation, cellular component: cytoplasm; membrane.
CAGCUAAUGGCGGCGGCCGCCUGAGCCGGGCGGGCGGCGGAUCGGGGCCGCCAGAGGCGCGCGGCCGGACCUUCCGGGGUGCCGCUCCCCUCGCGACCGCGGCUUCCCCGCGGCGGCGGGCUCGGUGCGCCAUGGACAGGCCGCCGGCGGCGGCGGCGGCGGCGGCGGCGGCGGGCGGCGAGGGCGGCGGGAGCCUGGGCCCGGGGCCGGCGGGCGGCAGGAGGCCCCCUCGGGUCGCGGGGGGCCCCACCGCCGGCUCCCGGCAGCCCAGCGUGGAGACCCUGGACAGUCCUACAGGAUCACAUGUUGAAUGGUGUAAACAGCUUAUAGCUGCUACAAUUUCUAGUCAGAUUUCAGGUUCAGUGACAUCAGAAAAUGUAUCCAGAGAUUACAAGGCUCUACGGGAUGGAAAUAAGCUGGCACAGAUGGAAGAAGCACCACUUUUUCCCGGAGAAUCAAUCAAGGCUAUUGUGAAGGAUGUCAUGUAUAUCUGCCCAUUUGUGGGAGCAGUGAGUGGAACCCUGACAGUGACUGACUUUAAGAUGUACUUCAAAAAUGUAGAGAGGGACCCGCAUUUCAUCCUUGAUGUCCCCCUGGGAGUGAUCAGCAGAGUUGAGAAGAUUGGAGCGCAGAGCCAUGGGGACAACUCCUGUGGCAUCGAGAUCGUGUGCAAGGAUAUGAGGAACUUGCGACUUGCUUAUAAACAGGAAGAACAGAGUAAACUAGGGAUAUUUGAAAACCUCAGCAAACAUGCAUUUCCUCUUUCCAACGGGCAGACACUCUUUGCAUUCAGCUAUAAAGAAAAAUUUCCAGUUAAUGGAUGGAAAGUUUAUGAUCCAGUAUCUGAAUAUAAGAGACAGGGCUUGCCAAACGAGAGCUGGAAAAUAUCCAAAGUCAAUAGUAAUUAUGAGCUCUGUGACACGUACCCUGCCGUCAUUGUCGUGCCAACUAGUGUAAAAGAUGAUGACCUUUCCAAAGUGGCAGCCUUCCGAGCCAAAGGUAGAGUCCCGGUGUUGUCAUGGAUUCAUCCAGAGAGUCAGGCGACGAUUACCCGCUGCAGCCAGCCACUUGUGGGUCCCAAUGAUAAACGCUGCAAGGAGGAUGAGAAGUACUUGCAAACUAUAAUGGAUGCAAAUGCGCAAGCUCACAAACUUAUCAUCUUUGAUGCCCGGCAAAACAGUGUCGCCGACACCAACAAGGCAAAGGGCGGGGGCUAUGAAAGUGAAAGUGCUUACCCGAAUGCAGAACUCGUGUUCUUGGAGAUCCACAACAUUCACGUGAUGAGAGAGUCUCUGCGGAAACUGAAAGAGAUCGUGUACCCGUCCAUUGACGAGGCGCGGUGGCUGUCCAACGUGGACGGGACGCACUGGCUGGAGUACAUAAGGAUGCUUCUUGCUGGGGCAGUGAGAAUUGCUGAUAAAAUAGAAUCUGGGAAAACCUCGGUGGUGGUGCACUGCAGUGACGGUUGGGACCGAACGGCCCAGCUGACGUCCCUGGCCAUGCUGAUGCUGGACAGUUAUUACCGUACCAUUAAAGGAUUCGAGGCUCUCAUAGAAAAGGAGUGGAUCAGCUUUGGACAUAGGUUUGCACUGCGAGUGGGCCAUGGCAAUGACAACCACGCAGAUGCUGACCGGUCCCCUAUAUUCCUGCAGUUUAUUGAUUGUGUUUGGCAAAUGACGAGACAGUUUCCUUCAGCAUUCGAGUUUAAUGAACUAUUCUUGAUUACAAUUUUGGAUCACCUUUAUAGCUGUCUCUUUGGGACUUUCUUGUGCAACUGUGAGCAGCAGCGACUCAAAGAGGAUGUAUAUACGAAGACUAUAUCUUUGUGGUCUUACAUCAAUAGCCAGCUUGAUGAAUUUUCUAAUCCCUUCUUUGUGAAUUAUGAAAACCACGUCCUGUAUCCUGUUGCUAGUCUGAGUCACUUGGAAUUAUGGGUAAACUAUUAUGUGCGAUGGAAUCCACGAAUGAGGCCUCAGAUGCCCAUCCACCAGAACCUCAAGGAGCUGCUGGCUGUCCGGGCGGAGCUGCAGAAGAGGGUGGAGGACCUGCAGCGGGAGGUGGCCACGCGCGCCUCGUCCUCAUCGGAGCGGGGCUCCUCGCCUUCGCACUCAGCCACGCCUGUGCACACCUCGGUCUGACGGCCGCGGGCCCUGGCCCAGGCGGGGACUGCAGCGGCUGGACCUGUGAGCCUGUCUUUUCCGAUUAGGCCCCGCGACCAUUUGUGUGCUAGGUGACAGCAGCGCCCAUGGUCAGCAGUGCUGCUGUGUUGUAAACACCCCACUUCCCUCCUGUCAGCGCUUUCUCGGGGCAGCUGUCUGUCCCGUUGACCCUGUGACCCGACGGUCCACGGUCCCAGCGCGUGGGAGACACUCAGGUGAGCGGUACGCAGUGCUGAGGUUCAAGGUGGUACAUCCUCGUGAAAAACCCACCCCAUUCCCUUAAAGACCACGUUGCCAGCCACGUGGCUCCUUUCGGCUCUUAGCUAACUAGAAGUGUUUCAAAAUGCACUGGUGGGGAAGACAGACCGUUGCCAUCUUUCCUACAGUGCUCUUCACGCCAGGGGUCCUCCUGUACCAAUUACUGUUGUGUACAUAUAAGGUAUUUUUAAAGAAGAGAAACAUGCCUUUAUUUUCCUAUGUCCUUUUUUAUGUUCAGACUAGUCACCCAAGCUGGUACCUGCUGCACUGGACUGGGUGAGGAAUUUUCAAACAGAGCUCACGCUGUUAUGUGGUACAUUUGAAGCACGAUUUGAAUCUAGUCAUUUAAGGCCACAUGUUCUGCCCUCCCCUGCCUCCUGAGGCGGCACGGGUGUUCCUGGUAGUGCUGCAGUGUCCCCGGGGCUGGCACAGUGGAGGCUGGGCACAGCCUCCCCGGGGCCCCAUCACUCCUGAGCUGCCCGACCCUGCAGCCUGCCACUCCCCCCGCUGACAGCUGUAUCAAAGCCAGCCUGCUCUCUGCCUGUCUGAAAUACUAGUUCUCCUUUUAUCAAGAUCCCUUCAACUCAGAUUAUUCCUGUGAUUGCAUGUCGAUAUUUUAAAGCAACUACUGCGCCGUGGCUUCAGAUGCCAAAAGCAGAGCCCUUGCUUCUCUCGGUUUUCUCAUCUCACGGCUCAGGCCUCUCCUCCCCGUGUUGCACCUUCACUCACUGACUUUGGGCCCUGGGACCAUCAGUCUGGGCAGGAAUUAAUUUACCAUCAACUGGCCCAUCCACUAGCGCUGGGGCUCUGAGCUGCUGCAGAAUCUCGCACAUUUGCUCCAGGCUCCAGCAGGCCCCGCCCUCCUUGGGCCACGCCCACUUCAGCCAGCCCCUGGGACCUCCACUGCGGUGGGAGUUAACCUUGCCUUUAGAGUGGGGGCAGGCAGAAGCUCAUGGGGCUCACAACUGCAUUGUAACACGUGGUUGGUUUCAAAUUACUGGAUGCUACCCAAAGUCCUACAUGUUGACCUUAUUUUUGAAAACAUUCUUAAAGGUUUUUUACACUCAAAUACUUAACAGAAUAGAUGUUUUUUCAACUUGGAACCUUCUGAUUCUUACAGAAAAUUAUCUGGUAUCCGUAAGGUAUCAAAUAUUUAUUCAAGGUAAUUUAAUAACCGAAAAUGAAUUCAUUUUUAUCAUCUGGGGGAUUUGUUUCUAAGGCGUGGUUUAAUUGAUGUUAGCUUUUGAUUUAGGCUUCCAACAUAGCCGAAACCUUGUUUAUCAAUGGAUAAACUGGAUUAGUCAUUGAUUACUGAGUUUUUAGAUGGGGACGGCUCUCACUUUCUCCCCAGGGAUAGCACAUAAUCUCUCAGCUGCACUGACUCUUAAACUUGCUGUGGCCUGAAGACUGCUUUUCACAGAACCAGAGAAGCAGACUCGGGCUUAUUCUUUCCAAGGUCAACUAGCCUGGGACUGGGCUGUCCUACCUCCCCUCCCCCAUGUAUUGGGCCCUAGGAGGACCCCAAAACCCCCAUUCCAUUUGAGAGCAGCACAACAGAUCACUUUCCAUUGUUCCUAGCACAGAACUGUUUCUAAAACAACUUAAAGUAUAGUUUUGUUACCUAAGCAGUUUUUUUUUUUCAGUUUUAUUUAAGUGUACUAGAAUGUAAAACCUUUACAGGUCAGAUUUUUAAAGACUGGUACAGUAUCAUAUUUGCCUCAUCUGAUGCACUGUAUUUCAAUCUGUAAUUAAAAUGUUUGCCCUGUGGUCUCA